Molecule: messenger RNA, 3390 nt
Organism: Branchiostoma floridae (Florida lancelet)
Lineage: Eukaryota; Metazoa; Chordata; Leptocardii; Amphioxiformes; Branchiostomatidae
Product: mitochondrial basic amino acids transporter-like
Exons: 4
Coding region: 714-1619 (301 amino acids)
Biological process (GO): mitochondrial L-ornithine transmembrane transport
Cellular component (GO): mitochondrion
Molecular function (GO): high-affinity L-arginine transmembrane transporter activity
Source: RefSeq, a predicted model, not a curated record
AUUAUUAAACAUUGUGCCGCCCUCGUAUUUACGAAAUUUAUUGCAACCUUUGAACUUCCGGGUUUUCGUAGUGGCUGAUGGGAUAUGUAGGGUCAGAGGUCAGUCUCCACGCUGACACAUUUGGAAUCUCGUGCGGCCCGAAGGCGCGCCGGCGAUCAAGGGACCUCCCGUCUCUGUUUGUCCCCAUUGUUUGAUCUCAGCAAACGUCACAAGUAUGGCUAACAUGUAACCCACGUGAGGACUGAGUCCGAUGUCCGACGAUCUACACCGUUACCCGCAGCGCUUGGAGCAUCGUACAAACGCGGUGAAUUCUUCGGGGAUCAAACGCGUGUGAGCCGCGUCACAGCAGCGCGUGACACGUACCGCCCUCGAAGGGCAACGCAACAAAAAACAGUCUACUGACCCGGGGCGCCUUUUUUCUUUGUAAACUGAUACGUAGGAAAAUUCCUAUUCGUCAUCGAGUAAAGAGACCAGCCUUAUAUACAUUUCCGGAUGUUUCCACGUGUACUAGAUCUUUUGUAACAGCGUGAAAAGGGAAGCCAUACGUGAAAGGAACACAUCCUGAAGGCGCGUUCUUCUCGAUCCCCUCUCUGAGACAUUUUGACAGAUGUGGUCCAUGUAGGUCACCCCUAAAGUGAUCGUAACGAGAAGCUGAUACUUUGAAGCUACUGGAAUUUCCGCGGCUGGAAAACUGAUCCGUGAAAGUGCCGGGAAUGGCGCUGGACUUCGUUGCCGGUUGUCUCGGAGGUGCUGCUGGUGUACUGGUGGGACAUCCCUUUGAUACUGUAAAAGUUCGUCUACAGACACAGCCGGCCAACCAUCGCCUCUACAGAGGCACCUUCCACUGCUUUGCUGAGAUUAUCAGAAAGGAGUCGGCAUUCGGCUUGUACAAGGGCAUGACCUCGCCUCUCAUAGGUCUGACCUUCAUCAAUGCCAUUGUGUUUGGAGUCCAGGGAAACGUGAUGCGUGUGAUCGGGGAGGGAAGCGUACUGAACAGUUUUCUGGCGGGCAGUGCGGCGGGAGCCGUCCAGACACUGGUGUGCUCGCCCAUGGAGCUGGCCAAGACCCGCAUGCAGCUCAUGGGCAUGGGGCAGAAAGCCAAGACGAGGAAAGAAAAGGAUGUGAAGAAUUCUCUGGACUGUCUGUUGAAGAUCUACAGGAAGGAGGGGCUGAGAGGCUGUUGUAGAGGAAUGACCCUUACCCUGUGGAGGGAAACCCCUGCUUUUGGGGUAUACUUUGCUACAUAUGACAUGAUCUGCCAAUUGCUAUCUCCGAAGGACCCCAACGAACACAUCGGGAUGCUUGCGCUCAUGUUCGCGGGAGGAAUGAGCGGGAUUGCCUCGUGGAUAUCCACGUAUCCAAUCGAUGUCAUCAAGUCUCGUGUCCAGGCAGACGGUGUGGGGGGCAAGAGCAUGUACAAGGGAACGCUAGACUGCUUUGUUCGCAGCUACCAGGCAGAAGGCUGGACGGUUUACACGAGAGGGCUGAACUCAACGCUGAUCCGGGCUUUCCCUGUGAACGCCGCCACCUUCACCGUAGUCACACUGUUCCUGAGAGAGAUGAGGCCGUCGCAGCCUGUGGACACCACGCUGUCCAAGCCCCAUCUGUACGAGAAGUAAACAAUAGGGGACUUUGUAGUGCCUGGCUGCGUGAAUGUGUCUUUGGCUGAGGUUUGAACUUUUAAUCGCAUUCAGCUGCUAACAGCUUUUCUGGAGCUAAACUGUGUGGGUUUUCCUUCUCCCCUUUGCAUGGUAGUUACAUUCAUGUCAUGUUUCUUGUACAGGUUCAGAGUGUAAAAACAACCCUACUUUCUCAUUUCAUAUAUGCACGUAUCUGUUUGUUUGUAUCUAGCUGGUGAUGGUUUGUGAUGCAGUAUAGGCAAUGCUUGUGAUAGAUCCAAGUUAUUUGUCUCACCACUGCAUGUCAUUUGGCUUGAAAUAUCUACAUUGUUUGCCAUAUUAAAUGUAGUGUGUAGAAAUUAUCAAGAAAGAGUCCUCAGUCCUAACAACAAAUAGUUGCAUAUCUGUUAUACUUCAUUAGGGCCAUACAAUCCUGGUACUUGAUAUGUACCUCCUUACAUUAUUAUAAAUGAAAUUUCCUUUUUCAAUAUCUGUUUAUGUUAUGAAAAGACAGAAAAGAUCAGCUACACAUGGUUUUGCUUGUAAACAAAAAGCAUUUUUUUUUAAGUCAAGAUUCAAGGUGCCACAUUAUAGAGGGGCACAGGACUUCAAGAUACUGGUAUUGGUAAAUGUUUUGCCUAACUUCUCUAUGGCUUAAGAAAAAUUUGUGAACCAAAUAACUGAGAUUAUGUGACCUCAAUGAAGAGCUUUCUGGGCAGGUAAAUUUCUUGCCUUUAGAACUAUAUCUUCACACUGUGACAGCAACAUUACCUGUACUUUAUGUAUUGUCUGGGUGCAAAUAAUGGUAUACAAGGUUCAAACUACAAGAAAAUGUUGCAUAAAGGCCAGGCAUUUGGGGCAAGUAUUAUGUGUUAUGGUGAACCUGUUGCUUUGUAACACUCUUACAUGUAUAGCAGGGCUGAAAAUACCCACCUGCAGUUUGCAGCAAAGUUCUGAAGACUACAGAACAACUAGCAAUUUGGCAAGCUAGAAGACUACUGGCUCAAUAGCACACAAAAAUGUAUGAAUCACAAAGUGCAGGAAACAGUUUUUGGUAUUUCGAGCCCUAUAUGUUGUCAUAAACAUCAAUGAUAGCAAUGCUGCAGAUUGGCCAAUCAUGUGCAAGUUUGCAUGUGAGAAUAGGAAAUUCAAGAAUAGGAUCACCAUGCUUGUUUUCCUUUCAGUGAGUCUUGACUGUGUACCAUGUCUACCGAACAGUGUGUCCACUAGAACUGUACCAGACUGAUGCCAUUGCCUUACAAAACAAACUUGUAUCCAGUGACCAGACAAGUGUUGUUUUUUUGUCCACUAUAUUUUGGGAAUAGACCUGACAUUGUGACAUUUCCAUUUGCCAUUUGUAAUAUUUUGUGCAUUGUCAGCAAAAGUGUAGGAAACAAAUUCACAUUACAAUGUAUGGUUCUUAGGAAUUAGCAAAUAUUUCCUCUAUGUUCAUGUAUUCUAUGUUUGCCAGGCCAGCAAAAUACUGAAUGUUUUGCUGGGAGUCAUGUGUACAAAGCCAAGACAUUAGAGCAAUUUUAUUAAGUUGUUCAUUCAGUCAAUGUGUGGCACGAAAGAAUGCCAUUGAAAGAUUUGUGCAUGUUACCUCAAUAUUGUUCUGUCAUAAAAUUCUCUCUCUGACAUGAAUUUCGCUCCUUAAAUGCUUCCAUGACAUUACUGAUCAAAUUAUCAGUAUUUUGGAUUUGGCAGUCUUCAUCAUCAGAACAUAAAACAGAUCAAAACAGGAAAUACAAUUUUGUUUAGUGGCAUAAUA